Molecule: messenger RNA, 1560 nt
Organism: Alternaria conjuncta
Lineage: Eukaryota; Fungi; Ascomycota; Dothideomycetes; Pleosporales; Pleosporaceae
Exons: 3
Coding region: 1-1560 (519 amino acids)
Source: RefSeq, a predicted model, not a curated record
AUGUCUGGUAACGAGAGCCACAAUGGCGAGGGUCUCCAAUCAAUCCUGCAUCUCGGCAACAAGCGUAUCCUCUCUCUUCCAAAUACCCAGCUCGCCGAAGACACAAUGGGUGCGUUCAGCGCGUUCGUUACCCGCCGGAUGGAUCCCGAGGCCGCAGAGAAUAGCGGCCUGCGGAGAUGGCGCAGACGUGCCAAUACGGUCGCAGGAGGUAAGUUCCUUCCGUGUGGGAAGACUUGGAAGGGCAGUGAUGCUGACAUGGCGUCGCGCAAAGGUCAGGACGGCCACGAUGUCAAGGAAACCUGGGUCAAGCGCGCGGCGAAGGGUCUCUGGGGACGUGUCCACAACCGUGACGGUCGAUCAAAGGAUGCGGAGGCGACUGGGAGUGCGUUGAGGCUCGAGUCGGACAACAACCUUUCUACGAGAGUGAGAGCACAGCUGCUGAUCUCUGCCCCUGUGGCUUCACCGAUACCUGCACAGUACACGCAGGAAGAACAGCGUCCUGAGACCGAAUCGUUCUCUCCUAUAGCCGGCAUGGUCUCCUCCCCAACAACCAUUAUCACCACCCACUUCGGAAGCCCACUGACACGAGUUCCUCACCAUACAUAUACGCGAAGUCUCACACCUGACCUGAUCCCGGCUUCCGCAAGCCCCCGGAUCUCGGAGGUCUCUACCGCCAUCGAGUCGCACUCGGGUCCCGAUUUAUCUGUUGAUCCAUAUAGCGAGCUCAUCAACAGCAUCGAACGAUUUCAAUUCGCUCUACUUGUGGACUCCAACACCAUUAACAACAUAUGCGGCGACAUACGAGAUGUGCUUGAGAUAGCUAGCAAUAACUUGCUCACUGUCGGAUGCGACCUACAAAGGCUGCUUGUCAUCUGGCGUAAGAUCACCAACAACGCAGCGAACGUUGCUGCACUUGAGGUGCUAGACCCGUGUGCCCUUUUAAGCAAGAAGCACGUCGCGAAAGCUUGCGUAGACAUGAAGAAAGGACUUCAGUCCUAUCGCGACUGGGUGGACAUCGCGGCUCGCAACAAGAGGAUAGCCCAAUCUCUGAACGCGGUCAGUCAUGAGUGGUGCGCAGCCUUGAACGACAAGAUGGAAGCGCUGGAUGUGCUCGAAGCGCUGGACUUUGACGAUGUUGCUGCUCAGGUGGAGCUUGUCAUGGGGAAGUGCUUUGAUGCUGGGCAGGAAGUCGCGACUCCAGGUGGACCAACUGCACCUGCCAUUAUGCCAGUCGCCUACACCUACGCCAUCACCCUCACCAGCCUCGGUGCAAUACGGGAGCCAGCCAACUCCGGCCGUUGGAAGCGCCUCCGGUCAUGUUCAGCCUGCAACAGCCAGCUUGAGGUCGACUGUGUCUACCACAAAUGCGCCCAGCUAUGCCCGGCCGACGAAAGCAAGCCUGGGAUGGUGCCAAGCGACAGCCAGCAACAGCAAGACUGCAUCCGGAGUCGCGUCAGCAUCUCAGUCGCACCGUCCGGUUUCCGCAACCCACGGUCUCCGGGCGACUCGGAUACAAAUCCAGGGAACCCCAAACGACGAGCACAGGGGCCCCUCACCUGA